Molecule: messenger RNA, 694 nt
Organism: Patiria miniata (bat star)
Lineage: Eukaryota; Metazoa; Echinodermata; Asteroidea; Valvatida; Asterinidae
Exons: 3
Coding region: 42-545 (167 amino acids)
Source: RefSeq, a predicted model, not a curated record
GUUUAUGUAGGGCGCCCUCUAUGGUUUGAACAAUUUUAAUCAUGGCGUCCUGGGUUACCAGUAUCUGCGCCAUCGGCUUGUGUAUUUAUGGCCUUAUUUUGUUGGUCGGAUCUAACCAGUGGCACUACCCAUCUUGUGUUGUUGUCAAUCCCAACACCGGUCCAUGCCUUAGUAUCUUCCUCCGUUACUUCAACGGAUACCCUUCAGCCAUCGGGGGCGGGGAACUAGUCCAUCAUGAAUGGGUGCAGUACUUAGACUAUGUGUAUGACUACAAUGACGAGAGCUCAACCAAUUGUAAAAUAAGGCAAAGAUCCAAAUCCUACUCAGAUUUCGUCAAUGUGACCUGGACCCGCGAUGGUUUCUCCACCUGUACUCAGUCCAACGUGGAGAGGUUCAACGCCUGGUGGACCUUUGUCUGCGAGGGCCACUGUGUGGACGAUGACAACUGCCGUAGGUACCCGACGUUCCUGGGUCAGCACCUCUGGAAUAACUGCUCCUGGGAUGAGGAAGUGGAUCGGCCCUCUUAUGACCUGAGAUUGCCUUGAUGCCAAAGUGAAGGCUGAGUGUAACAUGAGAAAUGUUGGUCUUGGUCCGUGAGACUGGAUUUGAUUUGUGUUCCUCUAAUUCAGCCAUUCCCUGGCAAGUGUAUCUUACACAACAGUUCAAACCAACAUAUUCAAUCUCGACGAAACGA